AUGGAUGAUGACCCUGAGACUUUUCUACUCAAGAACUUUGAACAUACCCUAUCUCUCGUACCCAGCAACGAUAAUAGCGUCCGAUCUGAGCUAUGUAUGUAUUAUGCCAUCUUAAAGCAUCAGCUUUUCCAACGCCACGGACAAGUGAAAGACCUCAAAGAGGCGAUUAAGCAGGGGAGGAACGCUAUUUAUGAGACGCCAAAAGAUUGCGAUGAGAACGCAGAAAGGCUUGACAUCUUUGCGGACAUGCUAGAAAGCCAAUAUUAUCACACAAAAAAAGUGAAGGAUCUCGAAGAAUUGAUUCGAGUAGCGCGGCAGGCGGUCGACAUCACACAAAAAGGCCAUAAAGAUCUUACAGGAAGACUAGACAAGCUAGGAAGCAGACUUAGCCUUCGGUAUGAGCGAACAGGAAAGAUAGAGGACCUCGAAGAGGUAAUUCAAAUGACACGAAAGGCAAUCAAUAUUAUACCCAAAAACCACCUUGCAGACUGGCUAAGUAAGCUAGGAAGUAACCUUGCUUUUCGAUAUAAACACGCAGGAAAGAUGGAGGACAUUAUAGAGGCAAUUCGAGCAACACGACAGGCGAUUGAUAUUACACCAAAAGACCACUCGGAUAUUGAAGUAAUGUUAACCACUCUUGGAAACAAUCUUAUGCUUCAAUAUGAAUGCACGGGGAAGAUAGAGGACCUUGAUGAGGCCAUUCAAAUAGCACGGCGGGUGGUUAAUAUUAUACCAAAAGAUAGUCCACAUCGCGCAGCUUCAUUAAGUAACCUAGGAGGCACAAUCGGAAAGCGAUAUACAUGCCUGGGAAUGAUAGAGGACCUCGAAGAAGCUAUUCAAGUGGGACGUCAGGCGGUCGCCGUUACACCAAAAGACUCUCCAGAUCUCAGCACCUUCCUCAACAACCUAGGAAUGUGCCUUGGCUUUCGAUAUGAACGCACAGGAAAGCUAGAAGACCUCGAGGAGGCGAUUCAAAUAGGGCGGCAGGCAGUCAACACUACGCCAAAAGGCCAUUUGAACCUCACGAUAUUGCUAAGUAACCUUGGAAACAAUCUCGGAAGCCGAUACAGACGUAUGGGCCAAUGGAAGGAUCUCGAAGAUGCCAUCCGGGUAGCGCAGCAAGCAGUCAAUAUUACGCCAGAAAACCAUGCAGACCUUGCAGGAAGGUUGAGCAACCUAGGAGGCUACUUCGAACUUCGAUAUGAACGUACGAGAAAGAUAGAAGAUCUUAAACGCGCUAUUCAAAUAGGAUGGCGGGCAGUCGACGUCACGUCAAAAGAUCAUUCAUAUUUUGCAGCUUGGCUAAAUAAUCUUGGAAGCCGUCUCUAUAUUCAACACAAUCACACAGGAAAGCUAGAGAAACUCGAAGAGGCUAUCUCUAUAACGCGGCAGGCAGUUGAUAUUACACCAAAAAACCAUCCAGAUCUUGCAAUAAGACUAAAUAAUCUGGGGAAUAGACUCGAACGUCAAUAUGAAUGCACGGGGGAGACAGAGACUCUGGAAGAGGCAAUUCAAGUAGCGCGGCAGGCGGUCGAUAUUACACCAAAAGACCAUCCAGAUCUCGCAAUAAAGCUAAACUGCCUGGGAAGCAAACUCGGCUUUCGAUAUGAACGCACGGGAAAGAUGGAAGAUCUCGAAGAGGCGAUUCAUGUAACCCAGCACGCCUGGAAAUGCGAGAACGCUACUCCCUUCGUUCGCAUUGAGGCUUGCAUCCAGGCUCUCCGCCUCCUUCGGCGUCAAGAGAACUUUGAAAGCGCUUACAGACUCUCAGUGGAGGCUAUAAGGCUGCUGUCUUACGUUCACCAUAGGUCCCUCAGUCCCCAGGACCAACAGUUCGUUGUUUCACAUUUUUCUGGAUUAGCUACGACUGCCUGUUCUCUUGCUCUUAAAAUAGGAAAGGAACCGGCAGCAGCCUUAGAAAUUUUAGAGCAAGGGCGCGGAGUGAUCCAUCGCCUUCUGAUGGAUGACCGAAGCAACAUCUCUGACUUGAAAAUCGCCCAUCCAGAGCUGUGUGCGGAAUACGAAAGACUUCUAUUUGAGAUAAACAAGUCCAUCGCGAACAAUACGGAUAACCAGACACGCAUGGCCGCUUUAGCAAGCCGGGUGAAAGCAGUCGCAAAGCUUGAGACGUGUAUACGGGAUAUUCAACAGCUUCCUGGCUUCAGCCACUUCCAUAAAGCCCUUACUGCCAAGCAGAUGCAGAGCUGUUCAACGGCGGGCAGUAUUGUCGUCAUAAACAUCACUGACCUCGGGAGCGAUGCCAUUAUUGUUACUGUCGACACGGUGAGGGUCCUCCCGCUCCCCGGUCUAAGCGCAGGCCAAGCUAGGGACUGGAUCAAUCAGGACCUCACCACGACUACGUUAAGCGACCGCGGUCGAAAGAAUAAGAGGUACCUUGAAUUCUUGUCGUGGCUAUGGCGCGGGUGCGUGAGGCCUGUGUUAGAAGAGCUUCACUGCGAAGUGCAGUCUUCGGCAGACGAUCUACCAAGGGUCUGGUGGAUCGGAACUGGUCUCGCGAAUUCAUUCCCCUUCCAUUCCGCCGGCGAUGUCUCUGCUGGAAAAACGGAAAAUGCAUGUUACCGGGUGAUUUCGUCCUACACAUCAACAAUCAGAGCCCUGCAAUAUGCCCGAGAACGCACCAGCAAAUCUCCCAGCAUCCCAUCUGGUCGCGAUCCUUGGAGAGUAGUCAUCGUUACCAUGCCUGAAACCCCUGACGCAAAUGACCUCCCUGGCACAAGAAGAGAGAGAUCUGAGAUUAUAGCGGCUAUGGGCUCUUCUACCUCCAUAGUGAGCCUUGAGUACCCAGACGCCGCAAGCGCUAUGGCUCAGCUCCGAGAAUGCAGCAUCGCUCACUUCGCCUGCCAUGGGGUAUCAGAUUCACGCGAUCCUUCCAGGAGUGGUUUGAUACUGCAGACGGCUAGGACGGCGUCUAAGCAGCCGAGGCAAGACGUGCUGAGCGUCCGUGAGGUGUCUCAGGCCCGCCUCUCACGGGCAGAGAUUGUGUAUCUUUCUGCCUGCUCCACCGCGCAGAACCGUGCGCUAAAACUUUCAGACGAGGUGCUUCACGUUGUCAGCGGGUUUCAGGUUGCUGGAUUUCGGCACGUAGUUGGUUGUCUGUGGCCGUCAGACGAUACAGUAUGCGUGGAAGUAACGAAGCUAUUCUACUCCGAACUUGGUCGAGCCGGAGCCACAUGGUACGGCACCGAUAGAUCUCCUGCGUUGGCACUGCACAAGUCUCUUGUGAAGAUUCGGGAAAGCAGAGAAUACUGCAAGCGGCCGCUACUCUGGGCGCAGUAUGUGCAUUUUGGAGCGUGA
This is a messenger RNA of Nannizzia gypsea CBS 118893, 3315 nucleotides long. RefSeq lists its product as hypothetical. Bases 1 to 3315 code for a protein of 1104 amino acids. NCBI's taxonomy places the organism in Eukaryota, Fungi, Ascomycota, Eurotiomycetes, Onygenales, Arthrodermataceae. Gene Ontology annotation, molecular function: protein binding. The transcript has a single exon. The record is from RefSeq and is a predicted model, not a curated record.